AUGGCCGAGCCGCGGCCCGGGCUGGCGGUGCGCUUCCAGCGCCGGUUCCUGGCGGCGCGGCCGCUCCGCUCGCUGCCCUGGCCGGAACUCGAACAAAGCCUGCGGACUGCGCCGGACUCUGCGCUGCUGGCGGAUAUUCUGGACAAGACAAUUCUUCACCCUCUGUGUGUGAAAUAUCCCCCUUCAGCCAAGUACAGGAGGUGCUUCCUGACUGAGCUCAUCAAAAAGCUUGAAUCCACAGCAGCUGAACCCCUGGAUGAACUCUACGAGGCCCUGGCAGAUGUUCUAAAAGAAGAAGAAUCUACUCACUGUUACAAAAACUACUUACUGCCCACGGGGGACUGUGUGAGCCUCUCCGAGAGCAGGGCGCUGAUCUCCGGGGGCACCACGGGGCUCGUCACGUGGGAGGCUGCGCUGCACCUGGCGCAGUGGGCACUGCAGAACCCCGGCCUGUUCAGGGACAGGACAGUCCUGGAAUUAGGGAGUGGGAUUGGUUUCACUGGAAUUGCCAUCUGCAAGGCCUGCCAACCCAGGACAUUCAUAUUUAGUGACUGCCACCCCCGUGUUCUCAGACAGCUGGGAGAAAACAUCCAGCUAAACGGCUUCAUCCCAGAGCCUGACGCGACCUGGAGCAUCCAAACAGAGUCCCAAGGACAGGAGGUGGAAGGAGAGAGGUGCCAAAACCCAAAAGUGAUCGUUGCUGAGCUUGACUGGGGCUCAGUGACAGAAAAACAACUGCUGGGUCUCAGAGCUGACGUUGUCAUUGCAGCAGAUGUGGUGUAUGAUCCUGAGAUAAUUUCAGCCCUCGUUGGGAUGCUAUGGAAACUCUCCACCUCCAGAGCAGACAGGAAAGCUCCUGAGGUGUUCAUUGCUUCCACAAUCCGAAAUCCAGAGACGUAUCAGCUGUUCCAGGCUGAGCUGGAUAAAGUUGGCAUCAGGUGGCAGAUGAUUCCAGCCCACAGCAGCUGUGAUUUUCUCUACGAUGAGCAGCCAGAUGUAACUAUUCUACAGCUAUUUAUAUAGGCCUGGCAAACAGAACUGGAAUUUUGGGACCAACAGGAGCUGUCUCAGCCUUGUAACAAGAUUAUCCUGAAUUCUGGAAACAAGAGGUUCUGAGGAUACAACUGUACCCAUGGACAUGUGGACACACAUCCUUCCUUCUGUAAUUCCCAGCAUGGAUCCAAGGCAGCUGCUGCCCCUGGGAAGUGACUGAACCUCGAGCAACAGAAACCAAAAAGCCCCAAUCACACUCCAUGUAGAUUCUGAGAAGACAACAGAAUUCAAGUGGGAUGUUUUCCCAAGUGUGUUGUGAUUUGUAAGUACUGAGGGCAACCAGCAGGAUCACAGGAUGAGGAUCUCACACAAAGGUGCAAAACAAUGUUUCAGAGUAAUCAAUGGGUUUUGAUACAAAAACCA
This is a messenger RNA of Hirundo rustica (Barn swallow), 1416 nucleotides long. It is a transcript of the gene EEF2KMT, whose product is annotated as eukaryotic elongation factor 2 lysine methyltransferase. The record is from RefSeq and is a predicted model, not a curated record. Lineage: Eukaryota; Metazoa; Chordata; Aves; Passeriformes; Hirundinidae. The transcript has 8 exons. The coding region runs from base 1 to 1023 and encodes 340 amino acids.